AUGCUUAGCCGAAUUGAUUGUAUCAUGUCUCUUCACUCAGUCAGUAUUGGCGGCGGAUUUUGUAGACCUGUGAUUCUGCAGUCUGAAAAGCCCGUACUGAAAGUCAUACAAAUGAAACAUCCAACAGUCAAAACGGCUGCUGAUACAGACUUUAUUCCCAAUGAUAUCAUUAUGGGAGGAGAUGAAGCUUGUUCCAUAGUUGUCACAGGUCCUAACAUGGGAGGAAAAUCAACGAUACUUCGAUCUGCAUGUGUUGCUGUGAUUAUGGCACAACUUGGAUGUUUUGUUCCUGCCGAGAGUUGUGAAUUUACUCUUGUUGAUCGAAUCUUUACAAGAAUUGGUGCCAACGAUAGAAUUAUGGCAGGAGAAUCGACUUUUAUGGUUGAGCUUAAUGAAACAUCCAACAUUAUUCGUCAUGCCACUCCGAGCUCAUUGGUGAUUUUGGACGAACUUGGACGAGGUACCUCUACACACGAUGGCUAUGCACUUGCUCGUUCCAUUCUUGAAUAUGUGGCUGACGUUGUUGGUUGUUUGUGUUUGUUUAGUACUCACUAUUUUGAGUUAACAGAGGAAAUGAGAUAUCACCCAAAUAUUGAUUUCUACAAAAUGACCUGUGAAGUCCAAAAAGAUGAAAAUGGUAAAAUUUUAGAUGUCAUUUUCACAUACCAAUUCAAAAAAGGAGUUUGUGAGAAGAGUUAUGGAAUUCAAGUGGCGAAAAAAGCUGGUGUUCCAAUGGAUAUUAUUGACAGAGCUUCCAUUGUUGCUGAAGAUUUCGAGCAGGGAAUGAGAGCCAACAAACCAAUGUCGUACGAUCAAAUCAAUGACGCACAACGAGAUGUUUAUGAGUCCUUGCGAGCCACAGCAGAAGAAUUGGCCUCUGGUGAAGUGGAUAGUCUUACACCUGAGCUAUUCCAACAAUUUGUUCAAAAUUUGAAAGAACAACAAUUGGCAGUGAGAAAGGCCUAUUCAAACUUUUCCACUUUCAUUUAG
This is a messenger RNA of Naegleria lovaniensis, 990 nucleotides long. RefSeq lists its product as uncharacterized. Gene Ontology annotation, molecular function: mismatched DNA binding; ATP-dependent DNA damage sensor activity; ATP binding. The transcript has 2 exons. The record is from RefSeq and is a predicted model, not a curated record. Gene Ontology annotation, cellular component: nucleus; MutSalpha complex. Gene Ontology annotation, biological process: mismatch repair. Lineage: Eukaryota; Heterolobosea; Eutetramitea; Acrasida; Naegleriidae. Bases 1 to 990 code for a protein of 329 amino acids.